AUGUGGCUUAAAAUAAAAGCAUUAUUAUGGAAAAGCUUUCAAUUGCGGAAAAGGUAUUGGUUGAGCUCUAUUUUAGAAAUAAUAGUACCAUGUUUAUUAUUCUGUUUCCUAAAAUAUUAUUUGACCAAAAUUAACAUUUACAAUGAUCCAGUAAUUAUAAAAGAAUACAAACCACCUCCUAUUUCUGAACAACAAUUGUACAAUCAAUUUAUUCAACAUACAAUGAAAUACUUUAUCUAUACUCCAAAAACAUUAGAAACUGAAGAAAUUAUGAAAACUGUUGCUAACAAAUUGCUCAUUAAUCUUGAAAAAAUUGAUACGGCAAAAAAUGAAAGUGACAUGAUUCAAAAAAUGAAAAAUGUUUCUGAAGAUGGAUUUGGAAUUGUUUUUCAACAAAUUAUAAGAUCUUAUAUUUUUAAGUACAAGAUAAGAAACACAAAGGAUGUAUGGUUUACAAAUUAUUUGUUUUUAAAGGAAGAAGGCCUUAGUCCAAUUAAUUAUUAUUAUAGCCCAUACUUUUAUGAAGGAUUUUUAUCGUUGCAGUUGGCCUUAGAUAAAGCAUUUAUUAGCUUAGACAAUAACAAUUCUAAAUUAAACAAUUAUAAUUUAGAAAUUCAAUCAUAUCCUCAUGCAGAGUACACACGUGAAUCAAAAUUUGAACAAUUAUUUAAAAUAUUUCUUCCACUGUUCACAGUUUUAAGUUUCUUACUAAUGUGUUCAUAUACAAUUAAAAGAAUUGUUGAAGAAAAAGAUUCUGGUGUAAAAGAACUAAUGAAAAUGAUGGGUCUUAAAUCAUGGAUGAUAUGGACUGGAUGGAUAUUACAUAACUUCUUUGUCUAUGCUAUAUCAAUUACAUUAAUAACAAGUAUUUGUUGUUUUAAAACAUUUAUUGUGAAAGGGCAGUUGUUAAAUCACACUAAUCCAUUACUCUUCUGGAUUUUUCUUGUGAUGUAUAUGAUUGCUGGGAUUUUUUUUUCUUUUUCAAUUAGUAGUGUCUUUAAUCGUCCAUUGGUUGCUUUAAUUGCUGGGAGCAUGUCAUGGUGUCUAUCUUAUAGUUUACCAACUACUUUGUUAACAUCAACUACACACAUUCAUAUUAAAACAUUUUUUAUGUUAUUUCCAAAUUAUGCAGUAACAAAUGCAUUUAAUGUUAUAUCUUCACUGGAAUCUCAAGGAAUUGGUCUUCAAUUUUCCACUUUAUUCACUACUGGGAACAGCAAUAAUCAUUUUUCUGUUGGUUUUAUAUUAAUUAUGUUCAUAAUUGAUUGUUUUUUGUAUGGAUUCAUUGCUUGGUACAUAGACUUAGUAAUGCCAGGAAAAUAUGGUAUUGCAAAACCAUUAUAUUUCUUUUGUAAUUGGUUUCAAAAUAAAACUGACGAAGAUACAAUUGAACGAAUUAGUAAAAACAGUAAUAAGCUUUAUGAAAAACCACCUGAAGAUUAUGAAGUUGGAAUUAGUGUCUUGAAUUUAUAUAAACGUUUUGGAAAUUUGUAUGCAGUAAAUGGAGUAAACUUAGAUUUGUACAAAGGACAAAUAACUGCUCUAUUAGGUCAAAACGGUGCUGGUAAAACAACCACAAUGUCUAUCAUUACAGGUAUUUGAAGUUUAAUUAAGAUAUUUAAUAAUUAUAAAGCUCACCUAUCUUUAUACCUAGACUCAUAAGUAAUUUUAUAGGGUUAUUUUCACCUUCAUUUGGUAGUGUGAAAGUUAAUGGGAAUGAUUUGUUUAGUAAUUUUGAUCAAUUCAGAGAUAAUCUUGGCUUUUGUCCUCAAAAUAAUUUACUUUUUCCUUACUUAACAACGCUUGAUCAUUUAAUAUUUUUUGGAUUGGUUUGUAUUAUUUAAAUAUAUUUAUGUAUACUAAACAUAUAAAAUAGGUAUAUAACCUAAUUAUUCUUACACUUUUUUUAGCUCAAAGGGAUGCUAGUAUUAAAGGUAAGAGCAGAAGGUAUAUAUUUGCUUAAACUUUUAAAUUUAUUACAUAAGAAAGAUGAAUUAGUUAGUAAUCUCUCUGGUGGAAUGAAAAGGAAGUUAUCUCUAGCAAUUGCAUUAGUUGGAAAUCCUGAAGUAAGUAAUUAUGCCACUAAUGGUAUUACUAUAAUAUCAAAUUUUAAUUGUUUAAGUUACACACUAUAACUAAUAAUAUUGAUUUUUUACAGAUUUUAAUCUUAGAUGAACCAACAUCAGGAAUGGAUCCAGAAUCACGAAGAGAAAUUUGGGAUUUACUCUUAGUAAGAUUAUUAUUAGUUUUACAUACCUUUUACUUUAUAUUUUACUUUUAUGAUUAUUUAUUUAUUUAUUUUAUUAGAGUAAUUAAUAUUAAUCAUGGGAUAAUACAUUUUGUGACAUGGGAUGCUGGAAUACUACAACAUCCCAUCUAGUUUGAAAAUUUAAUUUGUUUAAUCACAUUUUAAACAAAACAUUAUAUAAUAGAUUACCGUAGAUAUAACAAAUACAUUUAAUUAUUAUUUUUUGAUGAUAAAAACUUUUAAAUACUUAAAACUUAAAACUUUUAAAAUUUUAAAUAAAUGUAUUUUUUGACUAGUCUUUCAGAGGAUCAAGGACUAUUUUAAUUACAACUCAUUUUAUGGAGGAAGCUGAUGUCCUUGGCGAUAGAAUCGCAAUCAUGGACCGUGGACAAGUUAAAUGUUACGGCACAUCUUUAUUUUUAAAAAAAGUUUAUGGUAAGUGAUGAUUAACUAAAUUUAACUCAUCCAUUUAAUUUAAAAUAAAAACAAUUUUAAAAUAAACAGGAACUGGAUAUAAUUUAACAAUUUUAAAAGAAGAAAUAUUUGCUGAGACUAAAAUUAUAGCAGCUAUAAAAGAAAUUAUACCAGAAGCAGAUGUCCAUAGUACUGUAAUUGCUCAAAUAGUCAUUAAUUUACCAAAUGAAAAUAUUGAUCGAUUUCCUGAUUUGUUUAAAAUAUUAGAAACGAAUGGAAAAAAGUUUGGUAUAAAAGGAAUGGGUUUAUCUUGUACAACAAUAGAAGAAGUUUUUUUGAGGUUAUUUAUUGUUUUAGUAUUUUAUUAGUAUUUACUAGUUUUUAAUUUUACAUUUAUAUAAAUCGAUCAGCUCUGCAAUAGUUCCACGCUGAUUAUAUAAACCUAAAGCACCUCUAGACCGCUGUUAAAACUUAACAAUGGGCCAAAUAGUAUUUAAUAUUAUUGGAAAAGCGUAUAUUCCAAUGUAUAUACAGUUAUAUAUAUAUAUAUAUAUAUUAUUAUAUGUAUGUAUGUAUGUAAAAUUAUAUAGAAAUAUCACCGAAUAUUAAAUGGUAUUUUUAAAGGAUUUUCGAUAUGUAAUCUCCAUAAAAUUGGGUUGUACCCUAACCAAUACAUGACUAGUUUUUAGCACUGACAACAAUAUAAUAUUUUCAAUUUUGAAUUUAUUUAAAUUUGUUCUCAAUUUUAAAUGUACUAUCAGUGUUUGAUUAGAAAAUUUAAAGAAUAGAGAAUAUAAAACUUAUAAAGAAAUUAGCGCCCCUUAAAUUAGUAAACUUCAGGUAACCCGUGAAUAUCUUACCCCCUCCCCCAUAUUCCAAUUUUAAACAUAACUUAGCGCUUAAUAAUUAUUGAAUAAAAACCCUACUUAAUAACAGUACUACAGACUAAAUUGUGGCUAACAUAUUGUGGCCAUACAUUUAUCUUAUUAAUAUAAAGAGGCUUUUUUUUUCUUUUUUUACUAUUUGUAUAGAACUUUUCUACCAAAUAUUUUAACCCAAUUAUAAACUCUAGGGAUGGUAUAAUUUUUAAAAACAUCUUGUAAUUUUUCAGUUAUCAAUUGAAAUUUUCAGCUUAAGGUUUUAUAUGAUUAAAAUUGUUUUAACCCUAAGAAAAUGGUGAAAAAUUUAAUAAUAGUUUGUCAUUAUAAUUAAUCUUAGAAAAAAGUUUUUUUUGUAUAUAAGCACAUAACGUGAACUUUAAACAAAAUUUUAAUUUUUAUAAAAAUGUAAUAAAAUGUUCUUUCCCGUAUAUUAAUAAUAAAUAGUAGUGAUACUCUACAAUUUUUGAAAUAUAAGUUGUAGUACAGUUUUCCCUAAUCAAGUCUUGUGUACUAUUGAAUAUUGAUAAUGAAUCAUGUUUAUCAAACUGAGUUAUUUAUAAUAAUUAUGGUUAUGAUGACUAUGUUCUUUAUAUUAUAUUGUAAUUUAUGUAGUUUUUUUUUUUAUAUAUAUUAGAGCUAAAAAGAAUAUACCUGACACUAAUGAUUUAUCAUCUAUCAACACAUCAGUAUAUGCAGGUAAUUAUUACCAAAUGCUUAUAACUAAGAACGUUAAUUGUGACCAACUUAAUACAACAAUAUGUGCCUGAAUAUUCAUUGAUGUCCAUUAUAGAAGAUCAAAUUAUAUAUAGCCUACCAGUUGAUAACAGAAAUCAAUUGGGUCCCCUGUAUCCUGCUCUCAAAUUUCAAAAACAAAGUUUUAAAAUAGACACUAUUAAAAUAACUAAUUAGUUAUUUUAUUAUAUUGUACCACCUACAGCAUUAACAUUCAAAAUGUAUUAUUCUAAUAAUUAUUAUAUCUUUAAAUUAUUUUAUUUAUUUUAUAGCAUUAAUGCCUAAAUAUGUUAGUGGAAUAAAUUUGAUCAAAAAUCAGUUUAAAGUGUUGAUGAAAAAAAAAAUAUUAUACACAUACAGAAGAUUGCUUUUGACAACGGUUUUUGUAGGUUUUUAUUGUUACCUAUUUGUAUAAAAUAGUAAAAAAAAUUAAAUAACGUUGAUAAUUAAUACUAAUUGUAUUUUUUUUCAGAGUGUUGGAUCAAUUUUAUUAGUUUUAUUUACAAUACACCUAACUAAUUACUUAUUUAAAGCAUCCGACCUUCCAAAAGGAUUGAAUUUAUCAUUAAGUACUUAUAUGGGUAGUACUGUAUAUUACCGUUCUGAAGAUAAUUCUUCAUUUAAUUUGGAAACCCAAUUUGUGGAUAUUUCUAAAGCAAAUUAUGCAACUGUGAAUGAAGUAUCAUCGAAAAAAAAUAUUUUUAAUAGUAAGAAAAAAAAGAAAAUAUAAUUUAAACUUAACAAUAAAUUUAAGUUUAAAUUGUAUACACCGAAAUAGUUAGUACAACAAAUUUGCUAUAUAAUACAGAAUUAGUUACCUUGCUUUACUUUACUUUAUUUACCUAAAUAAAAUGAUAAUUGCACAACAAUUGUGAAUUUGUUAAUUAAUUAAUUUUUUUUUAUAGGUCUAUUAGCGGUGUGUAAUGAAGAUACAUUUAAGUACAGAAGAAAUUGUAUUGUAGCUGGUAACUUCAAUAAGUUAAAUUCAACUGUUAUGUACAACAAUAUUAUAGCUACCCAUGCACCAGCUAUAGCUAUUAACCUUUAUACGAAUGCUCUUCUACAUAAAUUGUCUGGAAACAAUGAAGCACAUAUUUCAACUAUAAAUGAACCAGUCCAACUUAAAAACAUAGUAUAUAAUAAAAUUUAAUAAAAUUAGAUUAUUUUAUUGCACUUAACACAUAAUUUAUCAUUAUUAUCAUUAUUACUACUAUUUUUAGAAUGAAAUGUGUAUUAAUAGAUAUAAUAUUACAUAUAUAGUAAUUAUUUGGCUUACUAUUUUUACGCCGGGUCUACUCUAUUUAAUUGGACACUUCAUGGCGUUACCACUAAAUGAAAGAGUAAGUGGAAUUAAACACUUACAAAUGAUGACUACACUUUCCCCAAUUAUGUAUUGGUUUACAUGUUUCCUUUGGGAUUACUUUUGUUACAUAAUUGUAAUUAUAUUAUUAUUGACUUCUAUGUAUAUAAGUGAUAUUUAUCAUAUAUUCACUGGUGAAAAUGAAAUUAGUAAGUUUUAAAUUAUUUCAAAAAUUAUUUAGAAAAUUUGCAAAACAAAUGAUAUUUUUAUAAUUUUAUUUAGUUGUUCUUAUAAUUUUACUACUUAUAUAUGGCUGGAGUUCAAUAUUCUAUGCAUAUGUAUUUAGUUUUUUUAAAAAAGAUCUAGUCACUUCAAUGUUAUUGUUCAUAUCAAUCAAUUUUACAAUAGGUAAUAAUUUAUUAAAUAGUUACCCAUUGCGUUAAUAAUAAAUGUAUUAAACAUUAUAUCUGUUGACAGGAAUGUUUAUAAAUAAUAUGUUGUAUCUUAUGAAAAAUUUAAUAAGACAGAUGAAUCAAAAUAACCCUUAUAAUUUUUGGAAUAUAAUGAAGCAUAUUGCUUUAAUUAUUCCCCAUUUUUCAUAUUCAUCAUGUAUAACAGGAUUUAUUGAAAUAGCGUGGCAUAAUAACAAAUGCAAAGUUUGUAAAUCACCUGAUAUGCCAAAAAUAUGUCAAAGUUUGUACUUAAUUUAAACACUUAUUUUAUGUUAAUGUUAAUAAUAUCAGUUGUUUAAUGUAAUACUAUAUAUUUUUAAGAUUCAGAUAAUUCUGAACCAAGAAACUAUUUUGAAUUUGAGUCCGAUACAAAUCCAGAUGGUAUUUUAAAACCAACGUUAUGCCUUUUGUUUAGUGGAUUACUGUAUAUAAGCAUAAUAUUAAUUCAUGAUUAUAAAAUAUUUGCAUGCUUAUAUCAAAUGGCUAUUAAUUCAACUAUUGGCACUAAUAUUAGCUAUAAAGAUGAUAAUGAAGAUCCAGAUGUUAGCUGUGAGCAAAAAAAAGUGGAUGCUGCUAAAAAUAAAUUACGUAAUUUCCAUUGGAAUGUUUAGUUAUUUUACUUUAGUAAUUAUCUUAAAUAAUGUAUUCAUUCAAAUUUUAGAUAGUGAAAAAUCACCCAUUUUGGUCGUUGAUGACUUGGUCAAAAAGUUUAGCUUUAAAUUUUCUGGUGUUCGGGGUAUAAGCUUUGCAGUAGAUCCCGGUGAAUGUUUUGGACUAUUAGGUGUAAAUGGAGCUGGUAAAACAACUAUAUUCCGAAUUUUAACUGGAGACAUAUUCCCUUCCAAAGGUGAUGCUUUCAUUCAAACUGAUAAAUUAUACAAACUUAGCUUUAACACGAAGAAGGUAAAUAAUAAAAUAAAAAUUGUAAAUUUUACAAUCUGAUAAAUUAAUGUACAAAUAUAAUUGUAUAGUAUGUUUCUAUGAUUGGCUAUUGUCCUCAAUUUAAUGCAAUAAACGAUAAACUUACUGCAAGAGAAACUUUAUACUUAAUGGCUAUUUUGAGAGGGGUAUCACCUUUAAGUAGUAAAAAUCAUGUUGAUAAAUGGAUUAAACUCUUGGGUAAGAAUAAUACAGUAAUACCCUUGUUUACAUUUUUAAAGAUUAAUUAUUUUGUAUUAAAAAAUCACUGUUAUUUUAGGUCUUGAAGAAUAUAAAGAUAGACCUUGUGGAAAAUAUAGUGAAGGAAAUAAAAGAAAAUUAAGCAUAGCAAUAGCAUUGAUUGGAAAUCCCCCAAUCGUGUUUUUGGAUGAACCUACCAGUGGAGUAGACCCAGUUGCUAGACGCAAUCUAUGGCAAUUAUUGGCUGCCAGCCAAAGAGGUGGACAAACCAUUGUACUUACAUCGCAUAGGUUGUAACAAUAAAUAACUGACGAUUUAUCAGGUUUUAAUUAUUUGCUUUAUCAUAGUAUGGAUGAAUGUGAAGCUCUUUGUAAUCGUUUGACAAUUAUGGUGGACGGUGUAAUGAAAUGUAUUGGCAAUAUACAAUAUUUGAAAAAUCGUUAUGCACAAGGUUUUACUGUAAUGGUUAAACUACGGAAUAGUGGUAUUACCAAAAUAGCUGAUUUAAAAACUAAUAUAGAAUUUCCGUUUGCUCCAUACAUAAUUUUAAAGGACGAACAUAAAGUAAGAAAAAGCUACUGUUGUGCUUUACUCAAAGCAUCAUUAUAACUAAAUAUUUAUUGUAUGAAUUAUUUUACAAAAUACAAAAUUGAAAAACUGUAUUAAAUUAACUACACAUUCAGAUCAUAUUAAAUCUUAACACAUCAAUUUUUAAACAAUAAUUAAAUAUGUAAAAUGUAUUCAAAUUAUCAUAUGUAAGUAAAAAUAUUAAUUUUAGAUUCAAAGCAGAGCGAAGUAAAACCAAUAUUAAUUUGUUUUUUCUGUGAACUUUUUUACGAGCAAUUUUGAUCCGAUUUUGAACAAUAUAUUGUUGACAAUUUCUUGUUUUUCCUACGGUUUUCCUAUAUUUUUCUCGGUUUUUCUCAUUCAUCAAGAAAAUUAAAAAAUUACCUCUUUAAAGUACCACCCCAGUCAGAUUUCCUUUUGGAAAAAGUGCUAUCAUUAUAAAUCGAAGCAAAAUUACUGGUAGAAAAAAUGAUUACAGGAAAAAAAAUAUAAACAUCUUUGUAAAACCAUAAGCUUCUUUGCUUCACACAUAGUAAAACCAAUAUAUACCGCCAAAGAAAUAUUCAAAACGACACGACUCUAUACUUUUUAACACGAUAACAACAAAAACUGGUACGGCACUGCUCACCCUACCGUACGCUAGAACCACCACUGGUUUUCAUUUAUUAUUAUUUAGUAUACACUGCGAUUCAACAAUUAUUGAUUCCUGUUUAUUUUGUUGAUGGGUUCUGGUGUCGGCUUUGGUGUUACUAGCUUUGUAAUACCAAUUACUUGAGCAAGCCGGAACGGGAAAACACUCUUUGACAUUUUAGUUUAUUAUCAUCUUGAUAUUUGCUUAUGGUUUGGCAACAUUUGCGAGAUUCCUUCUCUAAAACCAAUGUCUCUACCAAAAUUAAUGGCAAUUAAUAGAUUUCAAUUGUAAUAUUUGUAGCAAUAUUUGCGCACUUUUCUGUAUAAAUCAAGGCACAACUGAUAGGUACUUAAUUUAUAAUAUGCUUCUUUACUAUAAAGGAAUUAUAAUUGUAUUUUCGUUGCAGGGAUUAUUACAUUAUCAUAUUACCAAUCAACAUAUACAAUUGUCGAAUAUAUUCUGUCAUAUGAAAGCUAUUAAAGACAAUUACAAUGCAGUUGAAGAUUUCAUUGUUGGUGACACAACACUUGAACAAGUAUUCCUAGCAUUUGCAAAAAGAAAGCAAGUUUCAAGCAAAAAUGAUUAA
Molecule: messenger RNA, 8930 nt
Organism: Cinara cedri
Lineage: Eukaryota; Metazoa; Arthropoda; Insecta; Hemiptera; Aphididae
Source: the annotation of a GenBank genome assembly